UCGACGCCGGUUAACUCGAGAAGGUAUCACCGGAGAAGACAGAUGGCGAGAUCGUGCUCUAUAUGGACGCCUGUUUUAUUCUCACCUUCUCCGGUAACCGGAGAGCCAGCUAAAUAUUCCCGGAGACGGGUGAUUUUAGCCACAAGCGUAGGCUCUCCUCAGCCUUUACUUGAAGCAAACAUUAAGGAACAUAAGAAGCUUCAAGUCCUUGAUUCCAAUGAUGUUUCCAGAAGAAAGACGAUGCUCUAUCUAGCGGCUGGAGUUCUGGGAGGGAUCAGCUUUCUCCAUGGCGAAACCGCGGAAGCUCGAGUAGGGAGAAAAGAGAACAGGAGAAAAGCUUUAGAGAAGCUGAGAGGGAAAGCCAAAGAGUCUGAGCCCAAGUCAGGAGACAAUAAGAAAGAGAAAGAGUUAGACACUGAACAACUCUUUCCUCUUCUUCCUUCACCUCUCCAACAACAAGCUCUUGGACCUGUGGUUGAAGCAAACUUGCUGCAAUAAGACUCUCUCUGUUGAUGCCUUUGUUACUCUACAAAGUGUGAGAGAGAAUCUCAAUAGCUUCCAUUUCAUCAUCCAACCAAAUGACACUACAUGAUGUUUCUCUGAUUCCUAUUACAAAAACAAAGAAGAAAAAAGUGAAGAACUAUUA
This is a messenger RNA of Eutrema salsugineum, 646 nucleotides long. RefSeq lists its product as uncharacterized. NCBI's taxonomy places the organism in Eukaryota, Viridiplantae, Streptophyta, Magnoliopsida, Brassicales, Brassicaceae. The coding region runs from base 43 to 498 and encodes 151 amino acids. The record is from RefSeq and is a predicted model, not a curated record. The transcript has 2 exons.